AAGGUACAUGCUCAGCGCAAGUUUGCUCAAGGUUCGAACCCGAACAGUCCCAUGCCAACGCCAGUCAAGCUUUUGCCACCAUGUCGCGACUCAAAAGAAACAGUGAGCCAGCCUUCUACACUACUGCCCUGCAAGCGAAGACCAAAAACAGAAGACUUCCUUACGUUUCUUUGCCUGAGAGGCUCAAGUGCUCUUCCUCCUGCCCUCGACUUCAUGAGUGGGACAGCUUUUUCUGGUUCAUCGUCCUCAUCAGAUCGAAGCAGCAGUCCUGACCUUGAUGCUCCAGUGACUUCAACCAAUGCUGAGAGUAAAGACAAGGGAGGCAGUGGAAAUGCACAUGGAGGCACUGCUUCUGCGGAGUUGCGCAGUCAAGCACAGCGCACUUCUGCACGUGUGUUGAAACAGGAGCGACGACCCCUGAGGCUCGACAAUGGGGAAGAAAAGCAAAGAAUCGAGCAUAGAGCCAGCCGGUCUGCGAUAGUAAAGAAAGUAGACAAAAAGAAGGCUGCAUCUGAAAAAUUGAAGAAUGUGUAUAAAACUGGCAGCACAUCAAGAAGUCAUAGAAAAUCAAGUGGAAACUUGACAGCACUUCAAGAAAAGUACAAACAGCAGAGGAUCAAGCACCAGUCUGCAUCAUGUAGAAAGCCUUCGGCUUUGGGUCUUGGAGGUGGUCAUGCUCUCAGAUCACAAGCCAGCCAUGAAGCCUCUCACUUGACUUCAAAGGGGGCAGUAAAAAAUUCAUGCGUGAAGCUGAGGGAACAGCCAACCAGUGCGCCAUCAAGUCGACACCCUAUACUAUCUAAAGAUGAAGAUAUGGCUGCCAAGAGCCGAUUAGUGCUAAAAAAGCAGCUGAGUGUUCAGCUGACACGUCUUCACCCACGUGUUGCAGCUGGCUUACGAUAUCCCUUUGUGACAAAUAUGACAGCUGGUGUCAUGACACGUAGACACUCAGUUGGGAUUACACCACAUUUACGCAAAGCCAAAAUGGUUCCACCAAUUGUGGACUAUGAAUCUGAAAGUGAAAAAGACAUGUCCCCAUUGUUUCCUCCAAGGUCCUCUGUUAUCGCUGUUCAGCCAAGGCCACGAGCUGCAGGAAGUAAGACUCUCAAUGCACCACAGAAGCCAAAGGCCAAAGUUGAUACUUCAGCACCAAUAACUAAGAAAAAGCCAACUACCUCACUUAUUGCGAGGAGGCUGCUUAGUCGUGCCACAACAAGUAUGAGGCCAUCAUUGAAAGUUCGCAAGGCUACCAGGUGUGCAAUGUUCAGACGGAAAACACGGAGCCUUGGUCCUGUGAAGGAGUAUCCUCUUGUUCUGGCUCUACCAACAAAACGUGGAGCAGGUCGUUCAGGCACUACUGCAAUGAAGAAGAAAAUGGAUGAGCUUGGCAAACGCUUCUAAAUCAAAGCUUCUUUGACCAAGGGCUGUGAGUUGUUGCCAGCCUCGUCACGAGCGAGUGCAACAGCAGUGCACCGGGAGACCAAAAAGGGCAUGUUACUCAGGCCCAGUGAUAGUGUAGCAAAACGAUCAUCACGUAGGCCAUCGAGCGAGAGUGUGAAGGAUACACGACGUUUGAGACAGAGGAAUGACAUUUCUUCUGCGCAAUAUCCACGUCAAAAUCGUAAAGCCGUUGGAAUUUCUGAAGAAGCACAGAAAGCUACUGUUGCAAAGAGACGUAGAACAGAAGGCAGCACUAGUAUCGCUUUAUCUAAUCGUGUGUUUUCCGACAGUGAUGAUGAACCUCUUAUUAAAAUGGCUCGACGCCAUACAGAAAAGAAAGCUGGGUUACGAGAUAAAGUAAAAGAAAAUGAUUCUGAUCCACUACAGAUCAAAUCUGAUUCUGCUAAAAAAUGCGGUGUUUCAUCCUUGCCACCGUCUGGUAUGCUUUCACGCAGAAAACCAGCACCAGCUAAAAACAAAAGUAAACCCUCUGAAGCUGACAAGUCGAAAUUGCUCAAGACUAGCCUGUCAUCUGAGCGUUUUUCGGAGCCAUCGCCAUCAUCACUUUCUGAAACUAUUGCAGACGCUGCUGGAGACCCUCUUGAUACUCAAGCACACUUUGAUGAUCUUGAAUCAAUGUCAGGAGGUGUGGAAGCCUUAGAUGCCCUUGCUGGUGAAAUCUCCCAAGUUAUGUCGUGUCGCUUGAGUUUUGGCAGUGCACAGGAAAUUCAGAGUUUAAUGACAAGUGAGUUCUCCGGUGCUUUCGAUGAAAAUGUUACUGGUGCCAUGCUUCUAAGCACCCAAGAUGGUCGGUCAGCAUCUUUCGAAGGAGGCUUGAACCUUCUAAAACGAGAUGAUACACCAUCUAAAAUUGAUGCGUCGACAAACACAAGUGAAGAAGGAAUGGCUUUAUGUGCACCCUCAACCCCUGAGGAACUCGUCGUGAUGCCAGAGGAAGUUUCUGUUAGUACACAGACUGGCAUCUUUGACGCGGAUGUGCUGAACAAAGAAGGGUUUCUAACGGUCGCACCAACUGCAAGGAGGCUUUCUUUUAUUGCUUCAGAGACCAAUGGUGCGGCAGCUCUUGAGUUCAGCUCUGAAAUGCAGAAGUUAUUGCCUGCAUCACCGAAAUCGAAACCUACAUCAUCACCAUCACAACAUCUUGCACUGGUUCAAGAUUGCUCAACAAAGCUCGAUACAAGGGCAGACCGCACAAGUGUGGACCCAACUUCGGAAAUUGGUUCGAGGGCCAGUUCUAUGCAAUUACAUACUUCCUUAUCUACCCAUACAUCCAGUUCCAAGUUUGGAGUAGCAAAAGCUGUUACAGAAACAAAAGGGCGUCAUGUAUCAGGUGCUGCCAAAGUUGCGGUUGUUGUUACACCAAUGCAAAGGCAUGGCUCACUCAAUCCAACACUUGGAUCAAGGGCAAGUGUUGCUAGGACAAGCAUUACGAAAGCAAGUGCUGCAAAGGCAAGUGUUAUGAAGGCAAGUGCUGCAAGGACAAGUUCCGAAAAUGCCAGUGUUGUAAAGGCUAGUGCUGGAAGACCAAGGGUAGCAAAGUCGAGUGUUGCAGCAGUAAGAACUGUAAGAGCCAGUGUUCCUAGGACCAGUGUUGCCAAGACUAGUGUCAUGAGUGCAGAUGCUAUGAGUGAUGCCAGGGCUAGUGAUACCAAGGCAAGUAAUUUGAGUACAAGCAGUGUGAAAGGAAGUGGUACAAGUGUUGAUCCAAGAGUGAGCAAUGCAAGGGCUUCAAAGUCUUGUUCACCCAAAAUGGCUUUCACAUUUACCAAGGCCGGGACUUCAAAGAGAGGCAAAGUUGGCUCAGAGGAUACCAGGAGAGUCAAACUGACACCUUUGGACAGCAAAAAGUUUCCAAGUGUGAGUGACCCAGCGUGCCUUGUCGCUGCACCUACAUACAGGCCCACAACAGAGGAAAUGCGGGAUCCUAUUAGCUAUAUUACUAAGAUAAGACCAGAAGCAGAAAAGUUUGGCAUCUGCAAAAUUGUCUUGCCACCAUCUUUUCAGCCUGAAUGCAAGGUGUUUGAUGAUAUGCGAUUUACAGCAUACAAUCAAUACAUUCACAAAAUGCUUUCAAGGUGGGGGCCAAAUGUGCAACAUAUGGCAUGCAUCAAGCGUUGUUUCACUAACCAGGGCAUCACUGAUGACCAGCCACCUUUGAUUGGAGGAAUAGAGCUUGACUUGUCUCAUCUGUACCACACAGUGCAGAACUUUGGUGGCAUACAGCAGGUGAUGGAAAAAAAGAAAUGGCACAGGGUAGCUGAUGCCAUGCACAUACCCAAAGCUGCACAAGAUAGAGUGUCAAAAGUGGAUGAUGCCUAUUGCAAGUUUGUCCUUCCUUAUGACCUCUUGUCGGCCGAUGAGAAGAAGGCCAUUGAGCGUCAAGUUCUGGCUGACAGGGAACGUCAAAUGGCUGCUGAAAGUGAACCCUCGUCCACAUCAGCUGAUGAAGACGAGGAGGACGAAUUCAGUAAUGAGUGUGUUGCAAAGGUAUCGAGAUACUUUGCCAGUUGUGCUUCGCACGGGCGCAUGAGACAACCGCCAGCAUGGACGGACCAAAGCAACACACGCAAGGGACGCAACAUUUCAUUAAGUGUGUUCUCUAGAGUGGCUCGCAACACAAUGUCCAUGUGGUACAAGCAUGAACCUUCAACCGAAGAAGUUGAGAAAGAUUACUGGAAUCUGGUAAUAGACCAGCGGCGGCAUGUCUGCGUCCAUGCAGGAAAUAUCGACAGCAGUGUUCAUGGCAGUGGCUUCCCAACUAAUCGUCUUGUCCCGUUUGCCAAGCAUCCAUGGAACCUCAAGGUGCUUACCAACAACCCUGGAACUGUUCUACGCUGUAUGGGACCUGUAUCAGGGGUUACGAUUCCAACGUUGCACCUUAGCAUGCUGUAUACAACUGGCUGCUGGUACAGAGACCCUCACUGCUUACCGUGGAUUGAGUACCUUCACACUGGUGCAAACAAGAUCUGGUACAGUGUUCCAGCACACAGCUCAAACCGGUUUCGUGCAGCCAUGAAGGAGAUAAUGCCUCAGGUCUGCAAGGACAGUGUUAUCUGGCUUCCUUCAGACUGUGCUAUGGUGCCUCCUCCUCAACUUGUGGAGCAUGGCUGCCCCUUGAGCCGUUUGGUCCAGGAGAAAGGGCAGUUUGUGGUCAUUUUUCCAGGCGCCUUCACUUCCACAAUUGCAUGUGGCUACUCUGUAUCUGAAUCUGUCUACUUUGCCACCCAAGAUUGGUUACUCCAGGCAGCAGAAUGCUUUGAGCACAUGAAAGCAAGUUGUGAGCCGCCCACAUUCUCUUUUGAAAAGUUGAUAUUGGGAAUCGCAACUGAACAUCGAGAAAACCUGGAUACCUGUCGCUGGACCCUUCCUCUCCUUCGGAAAAUGUGUGAAAAUGAGCAAAGGUAUCGUACCCAGCUUGUGGAAAUGGGCCUGAAGACAUUUGAGCGCCUUCGCUUAGAUGAAGCAGCAGAACCAAAAAAAGCGAAGCGGCCAAGGUUACGACCUGAAGACAGCAAUCACGAGUGUGACUUCUGCCGCAUCAGUUGUCAUGUCUCCAUGGUUGUGAACAUGCAAGACGACAUCCUGUACUGCCUGGAGCACGCUGUGCAUUGCCUGCAGAGGAAAAACAUGAAGUCUUGGAAGCUUCUUUAUACCUAUGACAUGGAUGAACUCAGGUCCAUCCUGCGGAAACUUGAGCAACACCUAGAGUCCCAGGAGAGUUCUCAAACAAAGGUGGACUCUGAUUCGUCUCCUCUCAAAAAGAAAAUAGCCAAGAAGAAGUGAACAUGGAAGAAAUUGCUGGUCAACACUGUGGGGUUCAUGAUGUAUAUUCUAUUUGGUGCAGGACUUUAAAAAUCAAAUGUGUUGACAUUGGAAUAUUACUAGUUAUAGGGACACUGUUUAUGCUUUUUGUUAGGAGCAAGGGCAGCUUCAGAAUAUUUCUGUGAGAGGGUUAGAGGUUAAAGGUUUUCUUUUUCAUUGGUGGUGCAGCCGGGCUUAGGCUGCUUUCCCCCUUGCACCCUUUAGGUCCCCCUGAUUUAGGGCUGAUUGCUGUUUGGUGUGGAAAAGUGUCCAUUUUGCUUGGCAUGCAGAGGAGCUUGUAGAGUUCACUUGCUUAUUUGUAUGCUUCACUGGUUGUCCAAGUCCUAUGCCAACUAAUAAUGAAGUGAAGCCUCUCAAGUGAAACUGGGGAGUAGGUAUAGUACAGGACUGUGAUAUAGCUGCGUUGAUAGGUUACCUCUCAAGGUGAUGGGGUAUGUUUGUGCAACUGUACAAGUUCUACUUUAUGCAUAUUCCGUGCCUCCUAUUUUUAAUGAAGUUUCAAUGUACUGCAGCUGUGUCAUAGCAUCAUAUUUCAUUUACAUUUUAUCAAUUUUGCAUGUGUUUACUUACUCUGUGGUUCUUGCCCCGCUGUGGUGGUCUAGUGGCUAA
This is a messenger RNA of Rhipicephalus microplus (southern cattle tick), 5892 nucleotides long. It is a transcript of the gene Jarid2, whose product is annotated as Jumonji, AT rich interactive domain 2. The record is from RefSeq and is a predicted model, not a curated record. Gene Ontology annotation, molecular function: DNA binding. NCBI's taxonomy places the organism in Eukaryota, Metazoa, Arthropoda, Arachnida, Ixodida, Ixodidae. Gene Ontology annotation, biological process: chromatin remodeling; regulation of gene expression. Gene Ontology annotation, cellular component: nucleus; chromatin.